Messenger RNA from Oppiella nova, 222 nucleotides. The record is from the annotation of a GenBank genome assembly. Lineage: Eukaryota; Metazoa; Arthropoda; Arachnida; Sarcoptiformes; Oppiidae.
AUGUCAUUCAAAACGGAUCAGAGACUACUUGUGUUUGAUAUGUCGGCUAUAGACACAAACUGGUAUAACAAAAACACCCGCACCUACAUUUGCUACUCGUGUGUCGAAGAUAUAACUGAGUGGGCCGAUUACGAUAGUGGAUUCACAACAUUUGAAGCGUUGGAAGAGUUGGGUCAACGGCCUGAGAUACGCCAGUUCAUGGUGACCAGGGACCUAGAUUAA